Molecule: messenger RNA, 666 nt
Organism: Fusarium falciforme
Lineage: Eukaryota; Fungi; Ascomycota; Sordariomycetes; Hypocreales; Nectriaceae
Exons: 1
Coding region: 1-666 (221 amino acids)
Source: RefSeq, a predicted model, not a curated record
AUGAAUGAGGCGAACGAACCUAGGCGACGCCGGAGGCAUAGAAUCGAUGCGCCCCAAGCAGUCACAGCAUUGAAGCCUCCGGCCGCGGGCGCAUUCAGAGGCACCCCGACUACUCAAUGGUCCGAAUGGGUUCUCCAUGCCUCGGCAUCGUACUACUACCGAGCGCGUUACAUCUCUUACGAGGAGAUGGUGAGGGUGAUACCCGACGGCAGAAACUCGAUCGUCUCGGACAAUGUCGGCGGACACAUCCACUACCAGUUCAUGGGCUUCAACGACGCAAUGAUGCGCAACCACUACACCACACCAACACAGACUCCGGAGCUGUCGACGUGCUCAGGGACAACGCCCACGACCGCUGAGGCCUUGCCGUUCCAACCACUCCCGAGGAUCCAGUACAAGGAGCGCGACUACAUCUCAGGGCCGCCGCCCGCUAUUGAAGACGGCAAGAUGCUGAUGAGCGGUGCGCUGUUACCGCCCAAGCCUGACAACACGUACGGAAAAGCCCUCGUGGCGUCGAAACCAAGAAUAUCAAGACGCAAGCACCAACAGCAGCAGCAUCAACAACAACCUGCCGUGCCAAAGAAGAAGGAGAGGAAGAAGUUGGAGGUGGAUAAGAGGCAGAUGAAUUCGAAUGUCAAGGUGAGCAAGUGGCUAGAUUCCUUGUAA